This is a messenger RNA of Aphis gossypii (cotton aphid), 1935 nucleotides long. Its product is annotated as cytochrome P450 4C1-like. Gene Ontology annotation, molecular function: oxidoreductase activity, acting on paired donors, with incorporation or reduction of molecular oxygen; monooxygenase activity; iron ion binding. The coding region runs from base 92 to 1720 and encodes 542 amino acids. Lineage: Eukaryota; Metazoa; Arthropoda; Insecta; Hemiptera; Aphididae. The record is from RefSeq and is a predicted model, not a curated record. The transcript is spliced from 13 exons.
UAUUUUGAUAUUUUGUACUUUAAUUGUGUUCGACACAUGUAAUAUACCUGUUUUGAUAUUUUGUACUUUAGUUGUGGUUGUAAUAUUUAUUAUGCGAACUGCUUUAUUCAACGGUACAAAUAUGGAAGGGUCUCACGAUUUUUCCACGACAUCUAAACAUUCAGCGGAUGGGAUCCAUAUGACAAGUACCGAGUUAACUGCUUACACAUCAAUUUCUUUUAUUGUGGUUUUAUGGUGUCUUCACAAAUGGAACCGUAGACACUUCGAAAGAGUAGCAUUGAAAAUGACGGGACUAUCGUCAUACCCAUUUAUUGGCUCAGGUCUUGAGUUUAUUGGUACACCCCAACAGGUCAUGGAUAGUGUAUUUAAACUGUUCAAUGGUUUUGAACCACGCAAAUUGUGGUUAACUUCAUAUUUCUUCGUAACCAUAAGCAAGCCAGAAGACUUACAAAUAAUAUUAAACAGUUCCAAAGCCUUGGAUAAAUCCAAGUUUUACAAUUUCUUUAAGAAUACUGUAGGUGAAGGCUUGUUUUCAGCUCCAGUUCAUAAAUGGCGACAACACCGUCGUCUUAUUGCUCCCGUCUUCAACGCCAAUCUUCUUGAUCAGUUUUUUCCUGUUUUUAACGAGAAAAGCCGAAUUCUCAUUGAAAAUUUAAAGAAGGAAUUAGGUAAAACACAACCAUUUGAUCUUUCGGACUACAUUAUGAAAACUAAUCUUGAUAUAAUUUGUCAAACCGCAAUGGGUUACAAUCUUGACUCUCAAUCAAAUAAAGAGUCUGAGUUUGCUGAAGCAUUAAUAAAAGCAUCAGAAUUAGAUUCCAUGAGAAUUUACAAACCAUGGUUGUAUCCAGAUAUAAUUUUUUCGAUUUAUAGAAAAAUUAUGGGGCUACAAAAUGUCUACAAUAGGUUGCACAAACUUCCAAAUCAGGUGAUCAGAGAAAUGAAAGAAAAACAUGCACAAAAAAAAAUGCAAAAUAACAAUAACGAUAUAGAUGCCAACAAUGGAAAGCGCUUAAAAGUUUUUUUGGACACGUUGUUGGAUUUGAAUGAAGCUGGUGCAAACUUUUCUGAUGAAGAAAUUAGAGAUGAAGUUGUGACUAUGAUGAUUGGUGGUAGUGAAACUAGUACUAUCACAGAUUGUUUUUGUAUAUUGAUGUUAGCUAUCCAUCCAGAAAUUCAAGACAAGGUUUACGAUGAAAUUUUUGAAGUAUUUGGUGAUGGCGACCAAACAAUUACUAUUGAAGAUACUACUAAAUUAGUUUAUCUCGAGCAAUGUAUACGGGAAACACUUCGGUUAUACCCUACAGCACCAUUAUUACUCAGAGAACUCCAGGAUAAUGUUAAAAUUCAUUCUGAUAAUCAAACGCUGCCAAAAGGAACAAUAUGUAUUAUAUCUCCAAUAUGUACUCACCAUAUUCCUGAGUUGUAUCCAAAUCCAUGGUCGUAUAAUCCAGAUAAUUUUGACGCUGAAAAUGUUAAUAAACGCCAUAAAUAUAGUUUUAUAGCGUUCAGUGGUGGUCCGAGAGGUUGUUUAGGAUACAAACAUGCUAUAGUGUCAAUGAAGGUUUUAAUAUCAACGUUUUUGCGAAACUACAGUGUGCACACAGAUAUAAAAUUAAGUGACAUUAAAUUAAAAUUAGAUUUAUUAAUGAGAAGUUCUAAUGGUUAUCCUGUGACUAUUCGACCGAGAGAUAGAAGACCUACAUAUAAAAAAAAAUAAGAAUAUUGGAAGGAAAAUUUGCGAUAGAUAAUAUUAAUUUAUAUUAUCAAAAAAAAAAAAAUAACAGGAUUAAGCCAAUGAGUAGUCUGUAAAUGGUUUUACAAAUAUUUGUGUAAAUUUAAUUUUCAGUACCGGUUCUUAUUGUUAUUGAUUAUAAAUACAAUUGUAUUGUAUUGUGUAUAGUAUCUUUUAUAAACUUUGUUUGUAACUAUAAA